Dibothriocephalus latus is the source of this 1398-nucleotide messenger RNA. The record is from the annotation of a GenBank genome assembly. Lineage: Eukaryota; Metazoa; Platyhelminthes; Cestoda; Diphyllobothriidea; Diphyllobothriidae.
GAUGGGAGACGACGUGGAGGCGGAGGGAAGGAUCGUCUGCUGACGGGACCUGCUGAGAAGGCCAUGAAGGGCAGCGCAGUAGAAGAGGAAGGGCCGCAUUGUCGGCGGUGUCGUAAUCAUGGGAAGACCAACCCCUGGAAAGGUCACAAGAAGGCGUGCCCCUUCUACUACUGCAUCUGUCAACAGUGCAUCCUGAUCACACUACGCAAAUCGAAUGAGAAGAACCUGCGCGAGGUGGUACAGGAAGUCAAUAAGGACGGUGGAAUAAGGCUGCCGCUUGGGGUUCCACCCCAGCCACCAAUUAUAGUCAAUACAGUCAACAACUCAACCACCCUGAUUCCACCAGCGUGUGAAGAUAUCUUCCACCAACCCAAUUCUUCCCUCUUCCUCGGUGAACAGACGGCAAAAGUCGACACAGAAGAGUCCACGCAGGUCGAAAAGUCCUCGCUGGUCAAGUUUCCGGACAGCAGUAAUUGUUUUAAGAUGCCGCUGAUGCAUUUUGCGGGUGCCACAGUCAGUCAGACAGAAAACUGUCGAAAGCCCGAAAGGACGCCGUUAAUGACAGCUUUCGAGGACUCCUGCCCCAUGCGACAACGCGUCACCGAGGACUCGAGUGGUCAGCCUGCAAAGUUCCCCUUCACCGCCGGAUAUCCCUGGAUUCUGCGAGACUCACUGAACUACGCCUUCGAUCAGUCCUCUUUCGCCUCUUCGGCCGACACUCCUCAUGAAGCCCAACGGGCAGCAGCUAUCGCGGCCGCUGCUGCAGCUGCUGUUGCCUUCCAUCACAAGGCCUCCUUCAAGCAUGCUGGCCUCCCAAUAAACUGCCUGAGCAGAGAAGAGGCACAAAGCGCAGUGGAGUCUGGUAAGGCAGGAGGACAGGACUCCUGGAACUGCGAGUUCCCCUAUCAGCUAGGCGAUUUUGGCGUCCACAACGCCGACAGUACGUCGUCAUCUGACAACAGGGCCUGUUUUGUGACCAAUCGGACUUACCCUCCUCUGAAGUGGGACUCAGCGCUGGUGGAGGAGGCAGGCAAGCAAGAACACCAACGGUUACUGCCGUCAUCGCAGCCACAGGAUGCAAUGAUGGAAGGCACGGCCGUAGCCGAGGAGGCAGCAGCAGUUGAAGGAGACUGCCGAAACCGGACGGCUGAAUGGAACGUGGGAAGUGCACAGGAUGAGGAGGUCGCUUAUAAGAAUGUAAAGGACGAACAGGACCCAUCUCCGGAGGUCUAUAAUGCUAUGCUGACGAGGCACGGCUGCUGGGGUCAGGCGAACUUCCGAACAGAUAAUGCAGGGACACUGCUCAGGUCCGCGGGUAAGUUGGACGAAUUAUUGGAAAUUCACGCUUUAUAUUUGUUGAAAUCUCUUAACUACAGUAUAUAUUUGAAAGCAGACUGA